This is a messenger RNA of Sipha flava (yellow sugarcane aphid), 8415 nucleotides long. RefSeq names its product huntingtin (gene htt). The coding region runs from base 236 to 8332 and encodes 2698 amino acids. The transcript has 52 exons. The record is from RefSeq and is a predicted model, not a curated record. Gene Ontology annotation, cellular component: cytoplasm. Lineage: Eukaryota; Metazoa; Arthropoda; Insecta; Hemiptera; Aphididae.
UAAUUAUAUAUUAACAAACAGCUUCUGCCAGCACAAAGUAAUUAUGAAAUAUAUGAUUUUUCAUACACAGUUAUUCAAAUAACUCGAUUGAUUAUAAGUAAUCAGUAUAUUUUUAUCUUACGUAGUACGAAAUGUUACUUUUUUUUAACUAAAAAGAGUAUAACGAAACCAAUGAAAAAGAUUUGCUGUUGACUAUUUUAUUAGAGUGUCAUCUGUUUACUCUAAGUCUUUUGCGAUGUCGAUUAUUGAUAAACUUGCAAGAGCUCUAGAUGGGCUCAAGUCAAAUGAUUUAAUUGGACGGUCUGGAGAUAAAGAGAAAUAUUGCCGAGUUACUGCUGAUUUAAUUUGUGCACCAAUAAUUAUGAAUUUUUCAUCGUUUCCUGACUUACUACACAAAUCCAUUGAUAGUUUGUUUAAAAUGUGUGACCAUUCUGAAGCUAAUAUUAGAAUGGUAGCUGAAGAAAAUUUAAACAGAGUUGUCCGUUGCAUGAUAGAUUUUAGGAAAGUUGAAAUAUUUGUUGAAUUAUUAAAAGAAAUUAAAAAAAAUGAUACAGUUCGUCGAUUAAGAGCUGCUUUAUCAAGAUUUGGAAAUAUAUGUCAUUUAAUCAGUCCUUCAAGCCGUUCAAAAUUUGUUUUAUUUUUAAUACCUUGUAUUAAAAAAAUAGCUAUGAGAACAGAAGAUCAAGUCGCCGAAAUAUUAGCGCAAACUUUUCCAAAAAUCAUGCAAAACUUAGGGCAUAUUAUGUCUGAUAGUAAUAUAAAAAUGUUAUUGGAGGUUUUUGUGAACAAUCUUGUUACAGAUUCUUCUACCAUUCGUAGAUCUAGUAUUACUUGUAUUGAAGCAUUAAAUCUUUCCAGUAGAAAACCAAUGGUUUUUUUUAAACAUAUGCUGCUCAUAAAUUCAGUUUUAAUGUAUGAUAUUAACAAGUCAAUGGGAUCAGAGCGUGCUUGGGCUGAAAGUUGCGUAAUUAUUGGAUUAUUAAAUAGUGUUAAAAAUACAAUGUUAUACCCAAAGCAUAUUUGUGAUAAUUCAUACGAAUUCAAAUUAGAAUUGAAACUUCUUCAAAAAAUAUAUUUACAGAUAUUUCGUUUUUGUUGUUUUUCAAUUUUGCAUCCAGACUCUAAUAUAGUAAUGUGUGCAUUAGAAACUCUAACUCAAAUGUUUAUAUCUUGUCCACAUGAUACGCUGCAAUUUCUUGUAAAAAAAAAAAUGUUAAAUCAAACAAAGCUCUUUGAGACUGAAAUUGCUAAAAUGCAAGCUACAGUAAAUUCUAUCAAAAUACCUAGAACCUUAGCCGAGAGCUUACAAAAAUCAUUUCACUACAGUUCAUCUGAAAGCUUAGAAACUUCAUUUGUUCAACAUUCUCUACCAAAAUUUGGAGAAGAACCAAGGUCAAUUUCACAAUCUAUUGACUCAGACAGACCCUCAUUAUCAUCAGCUAAUUCAAUGACAAAUUUAUAUUCAGAAUUUGGCGAUGAUAGUGUGAGUGAGAUUGAUUCAAUUGCAGAUAAUGUAUUUUUUUCUGAGUAUGAAAGUACUCCUGAAUUUGAUAUGCAAAGUUUAACUUCUGAACAUAGUUGUCAUUCAGCUUCUGAAUCAGUUUUACAACAAGAAUUUGAAUUUAUAAACCAAAUUUGUGAAAAUGUUCCUUUAAAUGUAAUUUGUGUGAAAAUUACUUCACUCUUCUUAGCACCAGAAGUCAGUAAAUCUAUCAGAACUGGUAUUAAAUCUUCUGCACUUGGAUGUCUCACAGAAAUGUUGAAAAUUAAUCCAAGUUUAGCUUUCAUUUCUGUAAAUUUGUCUGGUAUCGCCAAAACUAUAUUACAUAUUUCUAUUAGCUAUACCAAUCAUGAAGAUCAUCUUUUAAGAGGCAUGGCUAUUAAAUUAGUUGGGACAUUUAUUGAAGUCAUUCUUAAAAACAAUUUUGGUGAAUUUAAUAUACAAAAAUAUGAGACAGGUUUAUCAAAUGUAGUAAUUACAGAUCUAAUCAAAAUUAUUGUACAGGGUUUAAAAGAUGAUUCUUAUAUAUGUGUAUGCCAUUCACUCUCAGCUGUAUCAGUAUGUAUAAUGCCUCUUUUAAACAGUAAUGUUUCAAAUAGUGCUAUUCCUAUUCUUGAAACUAUAUUGUCAGGCUUAAGUUCUUAUUGGCUUGUUAAGGUAAAAUUAUUAGAAAUCAUAGAAAAUCUAUCUUUUAUGACUGUAUAUUUUGCAACUAAUAGCUCUAUGUACCAAGAUAAAAUUUUGGAUCGGAUAGUGUUUAAGUAUCUUUAUGAUAAUGAACAUAGUGUAAGACAUGCGGCUUCAAAAUGUCUAUUACGUGUUGUUCAUAAUUGUUACUAUAAAAUUGAUUAUAUGCAACAAGACGUCAUUACUUCCUGGGUUUGUUCAAAUACGAAUUUGUAUUGUACGAAUUUACUUCAGCUUCAAAAUUACAAACACCACAACAUGUAUAUUGAAGCUUCAUUAUCUCGAUUAGUUAAUCGUUUAACUAGUAAUCUUAUAAAAAAUCAGUCAGCUGUAGUUGCUGGAAGCAUUGAAGCACUUACAGUUCUUUCUAAUACUUUUAAAUCACCAGAAUAUUCAAAUAUUUGGAGGUAUUCCUAUACUAAAGGAACUAAUUCAGAUUUAAGUAUUAGACCCUGUUCAGGAUUAUUUACAUCUGUACUUUCCAUAAUGACAUCAACAACUGCAGCUUUUGAUUUAGAAAUCCAUUGUUGGAUGUUAAAAUUGUCUUCAAAUUUAAUAACAGAGUUAGUUAAUUCUUCACCGACCAUUAAUAUAAAAGAACAUAAAAUUGAUUUUAGCAAAUAUAACCGCUGGUUUGAAGAUGAUAAAUUGAAGAAAUAUUACAAUGAACUGUGGAAACAUGUUCUCAAGUUAUUAAACAUAUUUCGAAAUGUUGUAUUAGAUUACAGAGAACCAACACAUACUCCAACUUCUUUUCAAAAAUCAGGAGAAAAUGAAAAAGAUAAAACAAGUGUAAAGGAUAUACCUGCUCGAAGUAAUUAUUUCCAUAAAUUGCAAUCUGUUGUUAGAGCAUCUUAUAACAACUAUAAGGUAUCUAUAGAAAACACAAGUAAUGAAAAAUUCAUUAGAUUUCUUGAAUCAGUUUUAGAUGCUUUAAAGACAUUAUUAAAAUUUAUAAGUGCAACUGAAUGCCAACAACAUGUAGAACGUAUACUUCUUUGUUUAACAGCAAUUUUUAACUUAACGCCUAAUUAUAGCUCUAAAGUUAUUGCUGAAUUGUUUAAAUGUUUGACAUCAAAGUAUAUUAUGCCAAUAAAGCAACCAAUUUUUAAUAAAAAAGAUUCAAUGUUCAUAAAAAAUAAUUCACAAACACUAUGUAUGUACACACAAGCAUUACAAAUGCCUUAUGAAUGUUUAUCAAACUUUAUUGAUGCUAAAAUUAAAUUAUCUCAACAUGCAAAUAAACGAUGGGAAGACGAAAGAGAUCGUAAGACAACUAUGAGUGGAAAACAUUAUGGUGUUAGUUCUGAAAGUUUAGAUUUUUCAUCAAAUUUAAAAUGCUUUCGCCCAUUAAUUGUUAAAUGUUUAAAGGAAUAUGUAAAUACUGGAGAUGUAGAAUUACAAUCAUCAAUAUUAGAUUUACUUAUAGCUCUAAUCCAAAGCAAAGUUAACUUAAAUGUAAUUGACCCAAAACAUGAGUUUUUGAAAUAUAUUUUCAGUCAAUUUGAUUAUCUUGAAAAUGGACUAUACAGAGAUCCAAAAAAAAUUAUUUCUACCAUGUUUCAAUUUUUCAUUAACUUAUCUGAAGAUAAAAAUCAAUCAAAUAUAAUUCCUGAAGCCAUUCAUCUAUGUGAUGGCUUAAUGGCUAGUGGAUAUUCUCCAGAAUCGUAUUGUAUCCCAGCAAUAUUACCAAUUGUUGAAUAUGUUUAUAUCUUAAAAUCAGCGUUUAUGGUAAAUUCUUCAGAUUUAAAAGAACUUGAAGCUCAAAGAGAAAUGCUUUUUGCAAUGUUGUUGAGAUUAUGUCAAUUUAAUGAAGUUGUAAGCAUUCUUAGUCUUGUAAUAGUGGAAGGCAACGAAGAUAAAUGGAAAAAACAAUCUAGACAACUAUUUGAUACACUUUAUACAUCAUUGGGAGGCUGCAAGAUUCAAGCAACCUUACCAUCUUUGAUUAACCUAUUAUUAACAUUACAUCCAUCUUCUUACAGUAUUCAUCAACAGCUACAUGUUAUGUUCAACACUUGUUAUGAUAUAGAAAAAUGUACCUUAGAGCAUUGGUUAAACACAGUACUAUCAAAUUUAAUUAUAAUUCUUAUCCAAAAAUCAGAAGAUUUAAUUCUUCUUAGAAUUUCAGAAUCUGAUAUUUCAAUCAGUUCUAAUUUAUCUGAACUUACUACACAGUCUGAUCCUUUAAAUGCAUCUAUAUUAAGCAAAAAUAAAUGUCCUGGAGAAGAAACUUUUUCAAAGUUUUUGUUUAGAGUUAUAUAUUUGUCUGUCAAUGAUAUCAUGUUAUCCCUUGGUUACCCUCAACCUGAUUGCGAUAAAAAAGUUUGCUUGUUAUCAGAAUUUCUAUUGACUUGUCAAUAUAUUGUACAAUCUGGUAAUUUUCCAAAAGUUGUAAUUUACUUACGUAACUUCCUCAACAACGAUCAAAUAUUUAUUACACUCCAUAAGAAUAUCAUGACCUUGUCAAUGGUCUAUCCUUUACUUGUUUUACACUGGGUUCAGUUUAUUGGUCUGUUGGAUUAUGAGGAUAUUGAAUUUUGGAAAUCCUUAUUAAAUACUAACACCACAGAAUCACAAUUAGGACGUUGUUUUUACUUAAGUAUUGUUCAAAAAGGUUGUUUCCUAAUAUUAUGUGAAACAUUAAAUAAAAAAAUUAAUUUAGAUAAUAAGUUGUUAAAGUGGUUCUUGUCAGAUUGUGUAAUUCAGCUAUUGGAAAUGGGAAAUGAGCCUUCAACACAAGAAUUUCUGAAUUGCAUUCAUAAAGAUCCUGAUUUAAGUUUAAUGCAUAUAACAGCUAUUACAGAAAAAUGUGUUAAAGAUAAAUUGGACUUGACAAAUGAUUUGUUGAGAAGUUUGAAUGAAGCUCAUCCUGUGCAUUGUGGAAAAGUAAUAAAAUUGAUUUUACCUGUAUUAUUGGAAGAUUCACACUUAGCAUUAUCACAAUUCGCUAGUUCUAUAGCAAUUAGAAAAAUGGAAUACCUUCUUGCAUUACCUAUUAGUGAGAGUUCUAUUCAAUUAAGUAAAGAAGAAACCUUUAACAUUUUAGAGUAUUUUAAGAAUUUCAAUAUUUGCAUAAAAAAUCGCUACUGUAUAUUAAUAUCUUUAUUUAAUAAAUUUGGGACUCAGUGUUAUAAGUUUUCAAGUAUAGAAAUUGAUCAGAAUAAAUCUGUCAACACUAUGAAUUUGAAAAAUAUUUUAAUUGAUAAAAAUUGGUUUUAUGACCAAGUUAAGACCAGAUGUUGUCGUUAUGACUGUCCUAGUCUUGAGUCGGCUAAAUUGUUGUCAAAUUUGCCAUUACAAGAUGUAAUCUCUAUAAUGCGCUGUGAUGAUUUUAAUAAUGAUAUACUACAAUAUUGUUUUACUGUAUCAACUCAAAUUACUAUUGAAACAUGGAAAUCAUUAUCUGAAGUAGAAACUAGUUUAGAACUGUGUCCAUUGUUUGUAGCUGCACGAUUUGUCUUAGUUGAACACGUUCAACAAGCUUGUAGUUUUUUGCCUAGGUUUCAUCAAAUAUUUUUACCAUUGAUCAAUGAAUUAAAUGAAAAACAAAAUGUAUAUAAAACACGUAUGUGUCAACUUUUUGAAGAUAACAAAUUUAUUAAAAUGGUAUUGUUGUUCACUUCAGCAAUUUCAAAAUUUUUGGAAUGUGUUAAAUUAUUAUCAAAACAAAAAACAAAAGAACAUAUUAUUCUGAUGGACUCUAACAAAACUCUUUUAAGAUAUACAGUUUUACUUUUUGAGCUGCUAAAAUGGAAUUUAUUCAAUAAAUCAGCUGCUACAAGUAGGAUACAAUUGCUACUUAAGUGUGUAUAUAACGUUUUUGACGUGUGUGGAUUGGCUAACGAAUUAUGCUCUACAGAACUAGGAUCCAUUGCUUCAACAUUAAUUUCUGUGGUAGAAUUCAUUACAGAUGAUGUACUUUUACUUGUGACAGAUGAUUAUUACACAGAAACAACAGAUUUAGUAGAUACAUGCCGACAAAUUUCAUCUUUGGUCUCUUGGAUUGAAAAUUCUCGUCCAUUAUUAUCAAAAUUUUAUUUAAACCAAAUUACAUGUCUUAUCAUACAAAUAAUAAGCCGCCAUCCAAUGGUAAAUGGAUUUGUAAGAGUACCUCCAGGUGCAUGGAAAAUGUUACAAGCACCAGCGAAUACUAUUGAAUUUACUAUACCAACAAUGCCUAUUGAUGUAUUACAAGAAAUUGAUAUACUGAAACAGUUUGUAUCUAGACUUGGUGUAGUUGGCUGGAAUAGUAAACAACAAUUUGAAGAGACCUGGAUGACCUUAUUAAGUGUGUUAGUUCCAUCCAGUGAGUCUGAUAUACCAAAAGAGGAACUAAUUUCUCGCAUACAGACAAGUAGUGCAGCUGUGAAUGGAAUUACACAAUUAUUCAGUCAAACAUUGUUCAAAUUUUAUCCUGGUAAUACUACUAAUGAUAAGUUUUUACACAUAUCUAGAGAUAUUCCACUUGAUUUGUCUCAUCACAAGUGGUUUGUCAAAUUAGAAGAAGUCAAUGAACUAAUAUACUCGACUUUUUAUUCAUUUAAAAGGACUGCUGGCAAAGAAACAUUAUUAGAUCAUUACGACUGUAGAGCUAAUAUUGAAAGAAUACAUGAUAAACAUCGAUACAGUUAUCAUCAGCUGUCAGUGAAAUUUUUGCAAAUUGCAAUAUCAGAUCAGUGGAAAAGUUCAAAUAAUCAAAGUGAUUCAAUGUGUUCAAUAUUGGAAAAAUGUUUACUUAAAAGAAUCAAGAUUUUAAAUGAAAGUGGUUUGGAUCUGAAUUCUUGUAUAUUAUUAUUAAAAGAAGUUUUCAAUCAGUGGAUGGAACCAAAGACACACGGUUCUUUAUCACAAAUUAAUGAAAUGAUUAAAUGUUUGCUUGUUUUAUCGGACUUGUUUACUGAAAGAGAUCAUUAUAUAUGGAUGCUUAAUGUAUGUAUGGAUUUAUCACAAUCGCACCACCAUGAAGAUUUAUUAUUGCAUCAGUAUGUCAUUAUUGCUGCAGCUAAAGCAAUGUCUAUUUCUAGGGUGGAGGAUUUAAGUAUUCAAGAGAAAGUGUUAAAAUUAAUUGAUAAUGGUCUUAAAAGUAAUUGUCGUUUGACACAAUUAGCUGCUUUACAUGGAUUACUUUAUUUAUUAGAAGGAUGUUUUAUUGUAAAUAAUGUGUUAUCAAGUAGUUCAGAAAUUAUUCAAAUGGCUGUAGAUUUUGUGCAAAAACAUUUGUGCACUGAAUAUUCAAUGCUAUAUGAAUGUGAGUGGCAAUUAUGUGUAAUAUCAAUAGCAUUCUAUUUAGUUGAACAUGGGUCUGACCACAUAGAAGAUUCACUGCUCAUGUCACUAGAAGGUCUUACAAAAUUAGUAUCAUCUUCAAGACAUUUUAAAUUAUAUCAAGCUCUUAUACAAGGUUUUCAGAGGAUUAUUUUUGUAAAAUAUUCAAAUGAAAAUAUUGUGGAACAAAUAACUGCUUUGGCUAUAGAUAGAUUAUCUAAUGCUCCACCAGGAUUUUCUUUACCAGCUUUACAAUUGCUUUUAUCGUGCAUUUAUGCAGAACACUAUAAUGAAAAUAGGGAAUCUGAUAUCGAUCCUGAUAUCAUAGUUGUUGAAAUGGAAAAAAUUAGUGUUAUGUUUGAAAGGAUAAAAAAAGGAUGUUUACUGGAGGUAGAAGUGACAACAGUUAUAAUGGCCAAAGUGUUAACUGAUAUAUUUCCAGCAUCAUAUGUUCUCAUGAGAGUUGUUGGUGAAUUUCUUUCGCCCAAUCAACCUCAUCCAACAUCUAUGUGCACAGUAGUCAAUCAGAUUUUUGAACAACUAAUUAAAGAAUCACAAUUGGAUCUUUUACAAGAUUGGGUUAUUACUACGCUUAGCAAUUUUACCCAGGGUCUUCAAAUACCAAUGGCCAUAUAUUGUCUCAUCAGUUUUUUUAUAAGUUCAUCAAAAAAUAAAUGGCUAAGAGCAAUAUUUCCUCAUGUGAGAUUAAGACUUGGACGAUAUGAUUAUGAAGAUAAAAAACUGUUGUGUAUUGCUGCCAUGGAUUUUUAUGGAAGCCUAACCAAUGAUAAUCAAAAGCAGUUAUAUAAAGAAUCAUUCCAGUCUUCAAUUAAGUCAAAAAAUCCUUUCGAAGAUAUUAUAUAUUGUUUAGAAUAAAAUUUUUUGAGUACGAGUUCUGCAAUAAAUUAAAAUUAAUUAUGUUCCAAUAUCAAAUUUUUCUCAUAGUGGUAUAAGUUUAU